CAGCUCCAUCGGAGGGGAGAUAUGCUCUAGAGGUUGCUGGAACGUAGGAAAGUCCUCGCAGGCUGCGGCAAAAGCAGAAGUGGAGACCGCCCGUGAGAGCAACCCAGCUGGCUGCUCAAAGAGGAGACUGAAUUGCCUCCCCUCCAUUCCUCCUCCCUGAAGGGGCUUUAUUCGAGCCGAGUGAGGAGCGUCACUGAAGGGGAAAAGAUGACGCAGGGGAAGCUUUCUGUGAACAACAAGCCUGCAAAUCCUGAAGGGCAGCAAGGAAAUGCCGAACGAAAGGAACCCAGUGCCCCCGCAGUGCCACCAACCUAUGAAGAGGCAACCUCAGCAGAAGGGAUGAAAGCGGGGGCCUUUUCUCCCCCCCUGAAUGUCCCUCUCCAUCCCACUUGGGCGUACGUGGAUCCCAGAAACACCGGAUCAGUACAUUUAUAUUGGAAAAACAUUGCCCAAAUUCUUGUUUAUUUUACCAAUAUUACAUGCUACUACAACACCACGUCCGUCCUCCUCUGCCUGGGGAUUACAACUUUGGUUUGCCUUUCCGUCACCCUAUUUAGCUUCCAGACCAAGUAUGACUUUACAUCUUGCCAGGGGGUGCUCUUUGUGAUGCUGAUGGUGCUGCUGUUUAGUGGGAUCAUACUGGCUUUUAUGCUUCCUUUCCAUUACGUGCCAUGGCUCCAGGCCAUUUAUGCUGUUCUGGGUGCAGUUGUAUUUACAAUGUUCCUGGCCUUUGAUACCCAGCUGCUGAUGGGGAACCGUCGCUAUGCUAUGAGUCCAGAGGAAUAUAUUUUUGGAGCCCUCAACAUAUAUCUGGACAUCAUCUACAUAUUUUCUUUCCUCCUUCAGAUCUUUGGAAGCAGUCGGGACUGAGCCUCUAGGCCCUGUGUCUGAUAAAACAGAAAUAUAUUUAGAAAGAGAAAGAGAAAGAGAGAGAUUUAUAAUAAUACAACAAGCAAGAAAGGAGAGAAGGAAAGAGAAGUAACCUCUCUGUCCUUUAGCAAGCUUAAUUGCUUCAAGAGAGCAUUUGCUCACCCACUGGUCUACCUGAGCUCCCGAUGCAGUCGUGUGUGUGUGCGCGCGUGUGUGUGUGUACACUUGUGUGUGUAUUUAUAUACACAUGCUCUUAGGAUAAACCGGUAUAUAUGCUAGGCUUUCCCUUGCUUUCAUAACUGCUUUCAAUAUGUAUACUGAAAUUAGUGUAAUAGAGGAAAGAGCACUUAGGAGAGAGAAAAAAAUACUAUUGAUUUUAACUUAAAACUGAACAAAUGAAGAAACGAAAUAGUCAGAAACUUAAGUUUGCUAUACCCAAAGUGAGCAAGUUGUAAAAACGCCCAAAAUGUAUGUAAAGUUCAUUUUGUUAUUAUGUGAAUUGUUCCAAAUUUCAGAGUUCUGGCGCAAUCCUAGUCUGUAUAUUGUUGUUUCUACUUAGAUCUGCUCCCCCACAGAGAGUUUAGUAGGUUAUAUAUAGUUCUUCUUGGUUAUUUUUUUAGCCAAUUGAAUAACAAGAUUUUAUCUGCUGAAAUUUCUUAGUAUUCUUUCGGGGCCUUCAUUUUGGCUAGAUCAUUUUUAUUUGGCCUACCCAUUUAAUUUCCCGAUUUCUAGCUGAAGAUAUCUUUUUUAAAAAAGAGUUAUUUUGCAGAUUUUUGUUUUGGACCUAAUCUCAGGCUAGCCAAAAAGGGAGAGAAAAGUGAACCUUAUAAAAAAUGAACCAAGAGCAAUGUUGGAGUUGGUUAUGCUCUGGUCCCAACCACUGGUAGAACCACCGUUUGCUUUCCUUGCACAUGUGCUUCUGCUACAUCACGUCUUCCACUUGUCCUUACUCUCUACUUCCACCCAAAUGUUAAGUUCCUUGGGACAUUGGUGGUAGUGCAGAGGAGAUCUUUUCAAGAGCUUAUCAGAGCCCAGAAGAUGACAAGGCAAUCAGCAAAUAAGAGAACCAUCAUCGAUUUGAGCACAUUCUUAUUAUCCCAUUAUUUUGUGAGUGGGUAUUGAGUGGGCUUUAUAGAAGAAAGAGACACCUUUUGGCAGUUUCAUAACAUGUAAAUAACUAAAUCUAAAGAGGAUUUCUGAAAAGGGUUUAUUCAUUCUCUGUAAGAGUCUUCAAUAACUUUGCACUCUCCCCAUAAUAAUCCUUAUGAAGAUGAAGAGACAUAGAUGGGAACCUUAUUUCUCCUACAAGACAUUUUUGUAACCCUGAUCACUUUUAUCCAUUAAAAAGUAUCUUGCUACUUGUCCUGUG
This is a messenger RNA of Thamnophis sirtalis, 2239 nucleotides long. The record is from RefSeq and is a predicted model, not a curated record. Lineage: Eukaryota; Metazoa; Chordata; Lepidosauria; Squamata; Natricidae.